Molecule: messenger RNA, 729 nt
Organism: Penaeus indicus
Lineage: Eukaryota; Metazoa; Arthropoda; Malacostraca; Decapoda; Penaeidae
Product: small proline-rich protein 2H-like
Exons: 2
Coding region: 38-319 (93 amino acids)
Source: RefSeq, a predicted model, not a curated record
GCCGCCGUCAAUAGCGAUAUCUCUUGAAUCAACUAACAUGAAGUCCUCAUGUAGAGUUUGUCUCGUCGGCUUCUGCGCCCUUAUAAUUAUAUGUGUAGUGGCGGAGGCUACUUCGCCUCCAGGACCUGUUAGGUGCCCAUGGCGUCCACCGUGCAAACAGUGCCGUCCUCGUGUCUGCCCAGCUAUCGCUUGCCCGAAGUAUGAAGAUGUGUGCCCGCCAUGCAAGCCCCCGACUUGUCCUCCUUGCCCAGUACCUCCACCCUGCAAUUGCCCUGAUCCCGUAUGCCCUCCAUGUCCAUAUAGGAAAGGCAAGAAGUAAGAGUUAAGACCAGCGGGAGGGGACAGAGGAGGUUAACAGCAAUUGUCAAGAGAAAGAGAAAGACACUGAAAACGCAUAAGCUUGGGAUAUUGCAGACGAAGCGGGUCUUCUGAAUUUCUUUUGUGGAAAUAAUUCCUUAUCACCUUGCGAGUUGUUUCUCACAACUCUGGAUUUAGAACAAUGCCCACAGUGUGAUGUUAUGUUAUAAGUUCUUCCAAUUUUCUGUAUAUUAUCCUAAAUCUGUGUAUUAAAGGCAUUGCGCAGAAGUAGAGAAAGAACGUAAAGUGUUCAUAUUCAGUAAGAAACGUAAGAAGAACAAAAGUUUUGUAAUCAGGCACUCGCUCACAUAUUUGAUUCUAAACUGUUAGCGCACUGGUUUGAUGUGAUUAAUCAAUAAACCAUAAUGAUUA